GCACGCGAUCUUCCACGGUAUGCUUACCGCACGAAUGUUGCUUUUAUUUUUUUGCUCCGAAAGCACACGUUUAGCAAGUGUGUGUGUGUGUGCGCGCGUUUUAAAAGCAAUGUGUGUGUGGAUUCAACGCGUGCGCGUUGCGCUUUUUCCUACAGCAGUCGUGCGCUAAUUAAAUAAACAAAUAUGUAGUCCCAUUGUUUUAUCGUGGCCGGUCAUUAUUUUACGGUGAGACGGGAAUUGCUCUUUGCAAAGGGCUUUAUUGCAUUCUUAGCGACUGUGCGCAACGGAGAAAGGAAGACCGGCAUCGUCGGCACCACCAUGGGCGGCAAGCUGAGCAAGAAGAAAAAGGGCUACGAUGUGAGCGAGGCCAAGGAUAAGGAGGGCGAGAAGAACGGCGAGGAGAGCAAGACGGAAGCGCAGGAGGGCAAGGAGGACGGGAAGACGUCCGACGGCGCCGCUUCGCCCGCCGAAGACGGCGUCAAGAAGUCCCCGGGCGCCGAGAAGGCCGACGCGGACAAGGCCGACGACAAAGCGGCCGCCGACGCCAAACCCGACGAGCAGAAGCCGAAGGCCGAGGAGGGGGCAGCGAGCGGCAAAGAGGAGCCCAAGGGAGAGGAGAAGAAGAAGAAGAAGGAGGAGCCGAAAGGAGCCGAGGCCGACUCCGGAGCCGCCGGAGAGGGCGGCUCGGCGAAGCCGCCGAACCCCCCGACGGUGGUGACGUCGCCGGCCACGCCGGCCAAGGAGUCGGCGACGGAGGCGGUAGCGGCGGAGGCGGAGAGCCCAGGCAAGGUCGACGAGGGCAAGGCGUCCGCCGACGGGAAGGGCAAGGCAGCGAGCGACAGCAAAGCGGAUCCUCCGGCGGCCGGGGCGGCCGCCCCGGAAGUCAAGGCGGUCGCCGAUGCCAAACCGGCAGCGUCGGAGAAGCAAGGGGCGUCCGAAAAUGCGGUGGAGGGCAUCGAGCUGACAGUGAAUGCAGAACAAACUGUUGCUACCAAUGAGUAAUUGAUGAGAUUCCGGUGUUUGUUAUUACAGCCGUUGUUGGUUUAUUUUGUUUGUAUUCUUAAUUCCCCCUUUACUUUUGUAUUCAUUCUGUUUUAGGUUUUUUUUGUUUCAUCUCACCAUUGGCCAAUUUGUGGGUGUAGGGACGUGGGGUUAAUUGCUGUAGUUAAAGGCACAGGAAGUAAGUGGUAGGUCAUCGUGGUAAAGAGUGCAUAACGAUGCACAGCGAUGGUGGUUAUUAAACUAUUUAAUCAUUUAAAUAACCACACGAAUCAAAAUCUUAAAGCUUGCAUUCCACUUUGGGAAAAAGAGUAACCAGUCUUUUUAAAAUCACACUAACUAUAACAUCCUGCAUGCAAUGACAACCUUUUGUAUUUAGGAGAGGACAGAAAAUGCCAUCAUAAAAUUUAAGAAACCCAUCCCAUAAAAUAGUGAUAAGUAAUUUAAAAUUGGCUCUUGCACUGACAUUCAAAUUUGUAUUCGAUUAUCGGAAUAUACAAUACAGUUUAAUCAACGAAGUAUAAGCAUUUUUUUAAUGCCAUAUUUUUUUGGGCACAAUUACCAACUUUUAAACCGUGCAAUAGUAUGUAAUCCAAGCACAUUUUACCUUGAAUAACAUUUUGAUAAAGACCGAUGCAAACUUUUUUGCAUACUUUUACAAUCGACUUACCCAGCGUAUACAACAAUGAAAUUCAUACAUUUAGUUUCAUCACCCGAAAUGGCCAAUUUUGAGAACCCAAAAAUUUUUGAGACGAAAAAAAAAUAGCCACACUCAUUUCCACAAAGAUCUUAAAUUUAACAUUCUUUGUUAAUUCUCUUUUUUUUUUUUUAAAGCAUCAUUGCAUGACUCGUAAAAACACUAACCAUUCCCAAUGUGACUUAAUUUUUUUUUACUUUGUGCGUGCGCGAGUGCAUCGUUCCAUUUAUUUAAUUUGAAGGCUCAUUUAAGGUUAAUAUAUUUGAAUGUACGAGUCAUUUGGGCAAGUUUUUCUUUUUGUUGCACAGCCUGGUGUUUUUUUUUCUCAAGCUUCCUUUUUUUUACGUGACCAUCUUCACCACUUUAAGUUUGUUCCCAAACGACCCCUGUGCCUCCAAAGCACAGCUCAUUGUUGUCACAAACGGAGGGGGGAGGAGACGCAGAAGUUUAAACAAACAGCGCAGCACAGGGCCUAUGAUGCAGUGACCAUAUUUGGACAUUUAAUUUCAAAGCCAUACGAAGACCGGCGCGUGCAUGUGCGCAAUGGCUUCCCAGUGUUACAACAAUCAAAACCAAUUUUUUAGCAAGAUAACUUUACAGUGUUAAAACAAACAAACAAACAAAAAAACCACAUGGGCCACUGGGCUUUAGGCUGAUAAUGAAAACAGUUCGGACAAAUGAUCUCAAUCAAAAGGUCUACAAAUUGAAUUUCGCUGAGAUUCGAAAACCAAGAAACGAGUUGCCAUUGUAGAGGCCUGCAGAACAUAAUUCAUGCAGGCCACAUUUGCAGCCAGCCGUGUGUUUCCCUCCCGAGGCAGAACCGAUUUGCGAGGUGGCAGCGGCUUGUUUCCGGCAAGCCACCAAAAAAAACACAGGUGGUCUUUUAAAGAAAUGCAGGUACAGUAAUCCGAUUGCAUGCCCGCGGGGAGAAGUGUUUAUAACUCUGCCUUGCUGCAAACGAAGGUUGUUUGAUUACAUUACCCUUAAGUUACAGGACGCCAGGUCCUU
This is a messenger RNA of Petromyzon marinus (sea lamprey), 2704 nucleotides long. RefSeq names its product brain abundant membrane attached signal protein 1 (gene BASP1). The record is from RefSeq and is a predicted model, not a curated record. NCBI's taxonomy places the organism in Eukaryota, Metazoa, Chordata, Hyperoartia, Petromyzontiformes, Petromyzontidae.